This is a messenger RNA of Daphnia carinata, 1100 nucleotides long. Its product is annotated as DNA polymerase delta catalytic subunit-like. Bases 21 to 680 code for a protein of 219 amino acids. NCBI's taxonomy places the organism in Eukaryota, Metazoa, Arthropoda, Branchiopoda, Diplostraca, Daphniidae. Gene Ontology annotation, biological process: DNA replication proofreading; nucleotide-excision repair, DNA gap filling; base-excision repair, gap-filling. Gene Ontology annotation, molecular function: DNA-directed DNA polymerase activity; 3'-5'-DNA exonuclease activity; DNA binding. The record is from RefSeq and is a predicted model, not a curated record. The transcript has 8 exons. Gene Ontology annotation, cellular component: delta DNA polymerase complex.
AUGGUAACACAGAUUCCGUAAUGGUGAAAUUCGGUGUACCCACGGUGGCCGAAGCCAUGGAAUUAGGCCGAGAAGCUGCCGCAUUUGUGUCGGCCAAAUUUGUCAAACCCAUUAAUUUGGAAUUGGGAAAAGUCUAUUACCCCUAUUUAUUGAUCAACAAAAAGAGGUAUGCAGGAUUGUAUUGGACCAAACCUGAAAAGUUUGACAAAAUGGAUUGUAAGGGUAUAGAAACCGUUCGUCGUGAUAAUUGUCAACUCGUUGCCAAUCUUAUCAAUAGCUGUCGGCAGAAAAUUUUGAUGGAGCGAGAUCCGGAUGGAGCCUUAGAAUACGCCAAACAAACAAUUUCCGACUUGCUGUGCAACAAAGUCGAUAUCUCACUUCUGGUGAUUACCAAGGAACUGACUGAAACAGAUAAAGACUACGCCAGCAAACAGGCACGUGUGGAACUAGCUCACAAGAUGCGUAAGCGAGAUGCUGGUACAACCCCAAAAUUAGGGGAUCGAGUUCCGUAUAUCAUUAUCGGAGCUGCUAAAAAUACACCAGCCUACCUCAAGGCGGAAGACCCGAUUUUUGUCCCAGAACACAGCGUACCUAUUGAUGCCCAAUACUAUUUGGAAAAUCAGCUUUCAAAACCCCUUGUUUGGAUUUUUGAACCCAUACGUGGAUCUAAAGCGGAAUGAUUGUUGCUACAUGGUUACCAUACCCGGACGCCUUCAGUUGUUACUUCAACAAUUGGUGGAUUGGCUAGCUUUACCACACGCAAAUCCACCUGCUGGAUGCAAAACCGUCCUUCCAGACGAUAGUGCUGUAUGCAAACAGAUUUUGCAAGCCGAAACAAUCGGAUUUCUACCAGAGGGAAAUUGGCCAACUUUAUGCUCUCGAAGAGAAGUUUAAUCGUUUAUGGACAGAAUGUCAACGGUGCCAGGGAAAUCUCAACGAAGAGAUUCUUUGUUCCAACCGAGAUUGCCCCAUCUUUUAUAUGAGGACAAAAGUUAGAAAAGAUCUCACGGAAAAGGAUAAACUUAUGAAAAGAUUCGGCCUACCCUGACAACCGACCGCUCUCGUCAAUGAUGGUGCAUACAGGUAAUGGUUUGGCUUCU